ACCGCGGCUUGUUUCUUACCACAAACGACCGGAGCUUCUCAUCUUCCUUCGCCACGAACUACAUACCCAAAGUCGCCACCCCGCGAGCCCAGAAUGCGGUUCCGUACCCUUGAAAUUCGGUGGCACGACAGCAAGCCCAUCUCGAGCUGCGACUUUCAGCCACGGCGCGCACGCUCAACGCAAGACAAGGGUCAGAACGCGCAGAGCUAUCGACUAGCGACGGCGGGGGAGGAUAAUCACGUCCGGAUAUGGAUGGUCCAUCCGCACCUCCAACCGGCGCAGCCAGCGGGAGCGGGCGGGGGGUCGACGAGCGCCCCGCGCCCGCCUCAUGUGGAGUACCUAGCUACACUGAGCAGGCACUCCGCGGCGGUAAACGUAGUCAGGUUCUCGCCCAACGGCGAACUCAUCGCUUCGGCUGGCGACGAUGGCAUGAUCAUUAUAUGGGCACCCUCGCUCAGCCCCCAGGCAGCGACGUAUGGCAGCGAUCUCAGUCUCGAGGACUUGCAGCACGAGAAGGAGUUCUGGAAGCCACGGACGACCUUCAGGUGCACACAGAUGCAGGUGUAUGACCUGGCGUGGAGUCCCACGGGCGAAUACCUCAUUUCAGGGAGCACAGACAAUGUGGCCCGCGUCUACUCCACCUCAGACGGCAAAUGCGUACACGAGAUUGCCGAACACAAUCACUAUGUCCAGGGUGUCGCCUGGGACCCGCUCAACGAGUACAUCGCUACUCAGAGCAGCGACCGCUCCAUGCACAUCUACAGCAUUACGACUCCGCCGCAGGGCGGCUUCGAAGCUCACGCUAUCGGCAAGAACACCCGCAUGCCUCAUCGCCACACGCGCACGCCCAGCGCCCACGGCAGCUCGCGUCCACCCAUGUUCCGCAGUCAAUCCACGACCAGCGACAUAGAAUCUAUCACGAGCGAACAGCCAAACAAGGACAACGAGCCGGUCAAGGACCCCACACCUCUCACUCCGGCGACCUCGGUAACGAGCACACCAUCCAUGUUCCCGCCGCCCUCCUACGAACGCCCCUCUUCGCGUCGUUCGUCCUUCAGCUCGGCUGCGCCGGGUUCGCCAAGCACCCUGAGCCGGUACGGACGAUCCCCGUCCCCUAUGCCCGCUCUUCCCGCGAUUCGUGCCGCCUCGCCCGCAUGGACGAACGUAAAGCUGUACGGCGACGAGAGCUAUACGAACUUCUUCCGGCGCCUCUCGUUCAGCCCGGACGGCGGUCUACUCCUCACGCCCGCCGGCCAGUUCGAGGAUCCAAGCGUGAAUGCGACGCCUGCUCUAGCCUUGUCCGAGGACGGCACGCCCGCACGUGGGCGCAAAUCGAGGCCGACGAUUACGACCUCGACAGAGCACCCGGGAGGGUCGUCCUCGACGAGCUCGGUGUACAUCUACUCGCGCGCGAAUUUUGCGCGGCCGCCGAUUGCUCAGCUGCCUGGGCAUAAGAAGGCGAGCAUCGCGGUGCGGUUCGUACCACAGGUCUUCGAGUUGAGGCGCGGUGUGACGGGCGCGGAGGUGGAGACUCACAAGGGGGUGCUGGAAGGUGGGCAGCAGAAUAGCAUGGACGUGGACAUCGUGGGUCCCACAGUGUCCUCUUCCGCGGCAGCAGCGGCGACCCUAUCCCCGUCACGACCGUCGACAUCUAAUUUGGUGGUGUCGCCCAUGCCCACGUCAGCUGCGCCGUCGAUAAGCAUGCCAUCACCCGCGCUAUCGGCCGUUGACAUGCGUCCACCAACACCCUUGACCUCGAACCCGCCUUCCCGUAUACCAACGCCGACUCCCCCACCGACUACCGGGAGUGUCUUCGCCCUGCCCUACCGCAUGAUCUAUGCCGUCGUCACGAUGGACACGGUCGCAAUCCACGAUACCCAGCAGGCAGGGCCGAUCGCCAUGCUCACGAAGCUGCACUACGAUGAGUUUACGGACGCGGCAUGGACCUCCGAUGGUCACUGCCUAAUGCUAUCCUCCCGCGAUGGAUACUGCACUAUCAUCGUCUUCGACGAUGUCCCUCCAACGCACCACUCGCCACGCCUGGCGUCUAGGCUGGCCACCUUCGCCAUGCCGAGUGUCGGCCUAGCGCCGUCGCUGACGCCCAGCUCAUCCGCCACCAGCCCCGCGCCUUCGACGAGGAAGCGCGCGGGCCCGCCCACGCCCGCGCAAAGUGUGGACGGGGAUGCGCAAGCGACGAUGGUGUCACCCGAGCGGCCAGCGCCAUCGGGUGACGGCAAGGGUGAGACGAAGGAGCCGCCCAAGAAAAAGCGGCGCAUCCAGCUCACGCACGUCGGCGAGCUGGGGUCGUAGGCCUCCAAGGCUACGUGAGCCAGCUGCUUGCGCACACAGGCUACCUAUGUACACGCUGCGCCUGGUCCGCUAGCAAUGGGCCCGGGUGCACAUGCUUGCGCCUCUCCGGCGCACUCUUGGGGUUGCCGUGCCCAUCCAUGGGAGUGCCGCGCGCAUCCCUCCAUACCUUAUUCGGCUCUAAUAUGUUUGAUGACUUGGUUCCUGCUCUGUGUUUUGCGCCGUCCACUAUAGGAGCGUCAUGUAAUUGUAUAACUCCUGCUGACGAUCCAUCUAUAUAUUCGUCUCCUGUCGUGGAUUCAACCCAUUUCCUUGGA
Molecule: messenger RNA, 2624 nt
Organism: Schizophyllum commune H4-8
Lineage: Eukaryota; Fungi; Basidiomycota; Agaricomycetes; Agaricales; Schizophyllaceae
Product: WD40 repeat-like protein
Exons: 7
Coding region: 94-2310 (738 amino acids)
Biological process (GO): DNA replication-dependent chromatin assembly; nucleosome assembly
Cellular component (GO): nucleus; CAF-1 complex
Molecular function (GO): protein binding
Source: RefSeq, a predicted model, not a curated record